AUGGCGUCUGCCUGCGCCUUGGAAUGGGUUCCAGAUUCCUUAUACAACACAGCAGUUUCGGCCAUUGUAGCUUCGUAUUAUCGAUAUAAAAGGGAAGUUAAGGCACUACCAGAGAACGUCCAGUUUGAUAUUUACUACAAGCUCUACAACAAAGGCCAGCUAUGUCAGUUAGGAAUGGAUUUUUCAGAUCUAGACACAUUUUCAAAGGUGCUGAAGAUAAUAGACAAAAGACACUUGCUGCACCACAGUUUUCAGGCAUUAAUGGACCACUGUGUACGUUUGUCUGACAUUCUGGCUGAUGCAUUCACAGUUCAGUUAAUGCCAUCCUCCUGUCCAGACACAGUCUCUAGAGAUAGAGCUAUUCAGUUUGGUCUCUCAUUAGGUGGCUUUUUGAGCGAUGCUGGCUGGUUUUACGCAAGUGAGAAAGUAUUCAAGGGUUGUCUCCUUUUGUGUCAAAUGGAUGAUGUCACAUCUAGUCUUCUUAAAGCAUUGGACUGUAGUGUAAGAUUACUACAUGUUCAGAAUGCCAAUUGUAAGUACAAAGAGGCAGAGAUCACUCGUUCUGUGGCUUGUCAGUGUCUGGAAAUCCUACACGAGAGGAAUGUCCCUGUCAACACCUCGUCAUUUCAUACUGAGUGUUGUGCUCUGCUUUUCGCAGAAAGCCUUUAUGAUGAGGCAAUCAAAUAUUGUAGCAGAGCUGUUAAAGGACUUUCUGCAUCAUUACCUCAUAAGACGGUGGUAGACGUAUUACGACAGUGUUCAAAGGCAUGUGUUGUCAAAAGAGAAUUCAAUAAAGCAGAAACACUAAUCAAGCAUGCAGUGCACUAUGCCAGGACAAUGUUUGGAGGACAGCAUCCUAAAUACUCGGAUGCACUACUCGACUAUGGAUUCUACCUUUUAAAUGUCGACUCUAUCACAGCAGCAGUACAAGUUUAUCAGAUGGCUCUAGAUAUACGGCAGUCUGUGUUUGGUGGAAAUAACCUUUAUGUAGCAAUUGCCCAUGAAGACCUGGCCUACGCUUCCUACGUACAAGAGUACAGUUCAGGCAACUUUAAAAAUGCAAGGGAUCAUGCUGACAAAGCCAUAGAAAUUCUCGGCCAUAUUUUACCACAGGAACAUUUAUUAUUAUCAUCAUCAAAACGUGUGAAAGCCCUCAUCCUGGAGGAGAUUGCUAUUGACAGCCAUGACAAGGAGGAGGAAAACCGUAUGUUAUUAGAAUCUCAGGACCUGCACCUCCAAUCCCUAGCUCUGGCCAAGGCAGCAUUUGGGGAAAACAAUGUCCAGACUGCCAAGCACUAUGGGAACCUAGGACGCCUGUACCAGUCCAUGAGGAGAUAUGAUGAAGCACAGGAAAUGCAUUUAAAAGCCAUAGAGAUCAAAGAGAGGCUGCUGGGUACUGAUGAUUAUGAGGUUGCUCUGUCUGUGGGACACCUAGCGUCUCUCUAUAACUACGACAUGCGGAAAUAUGACGAAGCAGAGAAGCUCUAUCUACGAUCUAUAGCAAUAGGUAAAAAAUUAUUUGGUGAAGGAUACAGUGGGUUAGAGUAUGAUUACAGAGGCCUGCUCAGGCUAUACAGGACUACUGACAAUCACAGUAUGGCUGAUAUGUAUGCCAGUAUCCUUCAGCAGUGGAAUCAAAUCCGGGAUCGCAACAAUGCAAAGGAAGUGCGACCUCUGGAUUUCCAGGUGUUUGACAAUUUACAAGAUCUUGUGCAAGACUGUGUGGCUAAAAUGGGCUGAGCAAGCAUUCAUCUCUGGUCCUGGUGAUAAUGUCUAAAUGUGUGUGAUGUUGUACAGGCUUGUUCAACAGAAACUGGCUGUGUUCCUGUUUUCACUGCCACAUUUUCAGCUGAUCUAGCAAAGUGCAAAAAACAAAAGUGCAAAAAAAAAUCCAACUACUGAAUACAGAUUUGUGGAUAUUAUGUGUGUAUACUGAGAACUGCUUACAAGGCGUUCUCAUUUUAUGGGAGAAAAACUGAAUUAUUUUUUUGUUUUAUAGAUGUCAAUUUGAUAGUAAGAACACUUCUUUAAUAGGGCAAUGAUCUUGAUAUCAUCCAGAGAUGAAGGAAUUCUUAAUCUGAUCACAAUAUACCUUGUAGAAAAUAUCUUGUUGAUUAAGAAGGAACUAUAAAUGUGAAAUGUAUGAAAAACGUUUUACAGUUUGUUGUUUAUAAAUCGAAAGCAUAACUGUACAGUGAAACUACAAAUAAUCACAAAAGGAUUUACAGGUAUAAAAGGAUGUGAAACAAUAUGGAUGUGAAGUAAUUAUAGUGAUAUCUCCCUGGAAAGUGUCAUGGUGCCAUUGAUGCUUUGAACUAUAGGUCUGAUAGAGAAAAGUAUUUGUACUGGUAUUGUGUUGUGUUACAUGUCUGCUGUUUGUUAUGGUGGGUUUCUUUUUGGACAUUUGUUUUUGUGUUUGGACUUCAUGUAUUGUCUUAUAAUGAUAGAAAAGAGGGAGUAGAGCCGCCAACACUGGUUGUCUACAGAGAUGGAUACAGGGCUCCUAGGGCCUCCUACCUGGACACCCAAAGGUAUGCACAUGACUACUCACCCAGUCUUAUAAUGAUAAUGUUAUACAGUAUUUUACUACUUAUGUUGGACUGCAUCCUCGAUACUCCAGGCAUGGACUUGACAUGUUCCUAUAUAAGCUACGACCCAGAAUGAAAAAUUAGCCCCAGGGUCCGACCCCUAGAUCACUUAACCUCAGGGUAUGAUCAUUUAAGCAAGGGUUUGACUCCUACUUAACUUAUUACUCCAGGGGCUACAUUUUCUUUCACUCUCUGCACCCCUGGAAUAUGUCAUGGCAAAAUUGAAAGCGCACAACUAGCCAUUUGAUUUGUGUCAAGAAAAAAUAUCUGACCUAUCGAUAAGCUGAUACAUUUUUUUUUACCAUCUCAGAGGAGCGACAAGUUCAAAGCUAGUCAAUUUAAAGAUAUGCAGACCUAAAGAUUUAAAUGAUGUACUUCAAAGGAUAAAACCUUUUUGUUUCGUCCGCAAGGUGGCGGUUAUGUGGCCUUCACAUUUGAUGUAUUCCAGGGGUACAUUGUACAGAGGGCGACAGUGAACAUAACUAACCCCUGGAGUACUGAGGAUGACUGAAGAGCUAACAGUCAACCAGUCAGAUCUGAGAGUGGUUAGUACUUUAUGGGUGUAGUUUGUAUAUAACAGGUGUACAUACAUACAGAUGCAGAUUGAGGAAGUGAGAAUACUGUGUCUACUGUGUAUUUUUGAGGAGUAAAUUAAGUGUUGGUAGAGGGGAUGUACAAAUUUUGGCGAUCCUUUCAAUAGUCAUGUAAUUAAAGUUAUAUUUUGCAUUGUAGAUACACUGUUGUACGAAAUGAUUCUAACAAUGCUGUGUCAGUUAUCAGCUUCAGGGAAGCUAGGUGAUAUACUUUGAAUUAAACAAUGUAUGCGGAAAAAUGAUGAAAUUUUCACUUUGGAAAGAAAAUUAACAAAAGCUGUAAUUGAUGAAGGACUGAAGAUUAAAUUUAACAAUUAGAAGUCUUGUACAAUGUAUAUAGAAAAAAUGCAUUUAUUUUUUGGGUGGUUGGUGUGGUGACUUAGGAAGAAAAGUGAUUAAUAUUCAAUAGUGACUGAUGUGUUAAUUACAAUUCAGUUCAGGAGCAGAGCACAUCAGAGGUAAGGUACAAAUGGCAGACCAAAAACUUGAGAUUAAUGUUGAUCACGAAAUAGUAAUCAAUGAUAUCAUCAACAUUAUUGUAAGAGAUUGUAUCUACUAACAUCAUGUUUGUAUUGUAAUUAAUUAAAGCCAUUGCCUUUCCUAUUACAUUUUUGUACUUUGGAAAUGCAAACUAAUUGAAAGAAAUAUUCAUUAUUAAUAAAGCAGCUCCAUUUUCACAUAUUGUUAGGUUUCCUGAAAACAGCUAUUUAUAUAAUUAAGCACCAUCAAAUCAAUGUUUUAUAUUAAAAUGUUGUUAAAAUAUCAGCACCUUCCAUCACCCUUUUCAUUAAAUCAUAUGAAACAGGUGCUAGGUCUAUCCAGCGUUGAAUCUGUAAAUAUAAUUUGUAUAAUGUGUGCUGACACUUGUUUUGAUCGAGAGUGAACUCCACAGGAAUAAUGACCUUGGUCUCAAAAAAUUGUUCGUUAAAUAGAUAAAUUAGUCUUGUGACUUUUCUAAGGAAUCGGGUACAGUAAUUUGAUACUUACAAUCAUGGUACAUUAUAACAUAACAAAAGUUACUGUAUCAUUAAUAAAAUCAUAUGGUCAAAAUGUUUUUCUAGAUGUUGAGAGUCUUCUGGGAGUUACAAAUGAACGUUUCUUUCUUAAACUGCACGUCAAAAUGUUAUACAGUAUGACUGGUAAAGUUAAUGUAAAUCCACCUUUAAUUUCAAAGUAAAGUGACAAAGCUUUACUUAUCUCUACCUGUGUAAAUCUCCUAGCCUGAAUAAUACAUUAAAUUAAUCAUGUAAAAACAGAGGUUUUGGUCAUAGUUAGCCUUAAAAACCCUACUGGCCUUAAACACCCAACUAGCAAUAUUUGUAAGAAUAAAAUCUGCAAGAAGACUCAUUAUAUCUGGAGUUAAAAAGUAAGUUAAGAAAAGAUGGUACAUACACAUUUUUUUCUUUUCUUAUAUUCUGUUCGAAGAUGAAGUUUAUUGUGAAGAAGAAACAAAACAAAAUUAAAUGUUUCUUUUCAGAUGAUUUUUGGUUUUUUUACAAAGCAUUCUUUUAAGAUUUAUAAAGGUCACAAUGACACCUUUUUUGAGUGUGUUUUUGUAUGUAAACGUCAUGAUAUUGUACAUAGUGCAGUUUUACAGUAAACAGAAAACAUGCUUGUAUUAUGAGCCUCUGCCUGUGCAUCACAACAAUGUUAUAUUGAUUUACCACACAAACAUUCAGUGUACAUUGUAUGUAUUCAAUAUUUAGAGUGCUAAUAUUGUACACAUUUUAAAUGGCUAAAAAUUCUUUUAGCUAGUCGUUAUAAUCAUUCAUGAGAUAUCCUUUAAAUACAUAAUGAUAAAGCCUGUGAUUUAUUUUGUUUCCCCAUUUUUGUUGCUAUGGUUACAAUAUGUUGCCAUGUUGUUGUUUGUUAAGUGUGUUAAUGCCUAGUAUAUAUACAUGUGAUAAAUAAAUGCUAAAUUAAUUAUAAGUUAUGAUUCCUAUUCUUGCCAAAAGAAUAUGGGUUACAACAGCAGAGCUCAAAACAUAUAUCGUAAUUUUGUUAUCUUAAGUUUUAUAUUGUUGACAAGAGGUUUGUCUUUAAGUUACUGUAGAAUAGAAGACUCAUUAUUGUCAGUGGUGUUCAUCAGGAUCAGUAAUAAUAAAUCAUAUUGAUAUUGAAAAGUUUUAAACAAGAAUUUGAUCAAAGUCCAAUCAGGAUGUUAUCACGUUGCAUAAUAGAACAAAUCAAACAUUGUUUCUUUGUUUAUAAUUCAAAAAUCUACAUUUAAUCCCCAAUACAUAAUAAUUUUGAUAGAUAAAUAUAUAGUAUAAACACUGGUUCGACCAUUGGUAUUGAGGGACAUGCAUGCAAUGUAGCUAUGUAUAGUAUGCACGUCAGUAUGUAUGUCACUGGUAUUAAUUAUUCAGCAAACUUGACAUUAAUGUAAAAUUCAGACUUCAUUCACAUUAUAGAUUCAUUAAGUAUUUUUAUGAUACUUACAAGGUAAUGUAUUAGUUUUUAUGUCAAUAUUUAAUAAAGGUAAUAUUUUUUGCAGAAUAUCUGUAUGCAUAUCACGUUUUCAUACAUAAUACAUGCAAAUGUGAUUUCAGUUUAAACCGAACAAUUAUAAUUCUACCAUUGUCAUCUGUAAUGAUCAUAUACAUAUUAUGAUAAAUUACUAAUUAAUUAAGUCUUAUGAUUAUGCAUUUUUUUCUACUGUUCAAAAUUGUACUGUUUUGUCUUUUUAAAAAUAAAAAAAAAGUCUUGAUCAUGCGGUGGAAAUUUCCUAUUUCUUAAUUCAAUUCAUACCCGGGUAAUUUUAUUACCAAUGUCCCAUCCCAAUGCAAGCCACCAUUGAUAUUUUGGUUAAUAUUUAUUAAAUAGUUAACAUGGUCAUAAGUCUUACAAGUAUAUCAUAUAUUGUAUCCCGGACAAUAUUUGCAAGUUGUCGGACUGUUUUCUGAUGGCUAUAUGUUACUGUGUAUUUGUUUAUGCCCUAAUUGAUCUGUAGAUAAAAUAUAUACAUACACUCAUGAGUCUAGUAAUAAAUAAUACAGACAAGAUUAUGUCACACUGUGUCACGUACUAAUUUAAAUAUUUACAAGCUUGUACCAGGUAACAGAUAAGUAUUAAUAGAAUAUUUAUCAAUGGAAAUAUGAUUGGUUAAAAGAAAUAUAUAUCAAAAAUAUUUCAAAGACAAGAUCUCCCAUGAUAAAAGUUUUCAAGAAAUCGAAUUGUAGAAAUAUUGUACUUAUACCCAGCAAUAUACAUAAUGUAUUAUUUUCAUAAUUAUGCUUUACAUUAUAUUUAACAGUACAUUAUAUUUAACAGUACAUUAUAUACUUAACAGUACAUUAUAUACUUAACAGUACUGUAAGUUAUGUCUUCAUAAAUGCAAUUCCCCUUGAACAUUUUUUAAACAAAUUGUCUCAUAUAAUAAUUGUACACAGGAAGUAUGGAUUCAACAUUGACAAUCUUACAGUUACAUUUUUUAUAUAAAGAAUUAAGACUAUGUACUCUGUAAAUCACGAUCGCUGCACAUGUCUGAAUUAUUGAUAGCCGGAUUUAGUUCUGGCUUCACUUUACACUAAUACAUGUACAGUGUUUAAUGCUAUCAGUAAUUACAUGUACGAUCAAACUGGAUAAUUAGGAAUUCGGAUUCAGAAUAACUCUCAAAAGUCUUUGCUGCAUUGCAGUAUAUAGUAAUAUAUAUAGUCUGGUACUUGCUUUACGAAAAAAUGAAUACAUGCUUCCUCUUAAGUCUAUACUAUUGUAUGCAAAGUAAUUAUCUUAUCUAAUAAAACUAAAGCAGCAGGAAAUAUUAACCAUCAGUUUCCUUUCAUAGAAUAACUUAAAUGACCAAACUCAUGUUUUCGAGAAAAAAAAACAAUUUUAAAAAAAACCCCACAUUGUUCAGCAAGAAAAAAACACAUUGUUCAGUAAGGCAUUACAUCCCAAUAUUGUUUGUGGAAAAUAUGUGCCCUAUAUAGUUAAACUUUAAAUUUCACCCUUGAAUUCUAGGAUGAUUUAAACACGGGACAAAAUAAUAGUUCAGUGUAUACAUAUCGAUACCUGCAGUUUCUACAUGUGGGUGAAUUGAUCAGCACUACAGGAAAAAUGUUGAGAUGAUGAUGUGCAGCAGAUGUGUAUUACAAUGUUUAUGUUUACAGUACUUCAUUGAGAAAGUAUCCUGGUUAGUCAAAUGCUGUUUUUCAUUUACAUUUCAUAUAUGAAAAUGAAAAAAAGCUGUCGUUUAUAUUAUAUUUUUUUUUACAACAUUAUCUAGUGAAAGUCCUAAAUAAUAUUGAUAAAAUGCAUCAUUACAUAUGUUUCUUAAAGGAUCCUGUCAACCCUUUGAGGUAUUAUUCAAACCUUCAGACUGAAGUAUGGGUUAGUCCAUUUUUAUUUUGUAGGGAGGAAAGUUUCUGGUGAAGACUGUAUGAUGAUAUGUUACAUGUACAUUGUGUAUGUUGAAAUUCUGUCUGAUGUACAAGUUUUUUUUACUUGGAUCAGAUAAAAUAAACUAACAUUUACAUGCUUCA
Pecten maximus is the source of this 7665-nucleotide messenger RNA. RefSeq names its product amyloid protein-binding protein 2-like. Gene Ontology annotation, molecular function: protein binding. Lineage: Eukaryota; Metazoa; Mollusca; Bivalvia; Pectinida; Pectinidae. Bases 1 to 1740 code for a protein of 579 amino acids. The record is from RefSeq and is a predicted model, not a curated record. The transcript is spliced from 14 exons. Gene Ontology annotation, biological process: intracellular protein transport.